AUGAAAAAUUUAAAAUUAAAUUUUGCGUUAUUAUUUUUCAUUGUCUUGAUACAUUUUAUUCAAGUGGGACUAACUCAAACUUCUUACAAUUUGCCUAAUGGAUGGUUUAAAGCUGGAUCUCAUCGAGAAAAUUACCUUAUGGGGGUUGAUUCCACGAUAUUUUAUGGGGAAGCUCCUGGAAGCAGCGGUUCUGUAAAAUCAAUUUCAAACUUUAAUGGCUUUGGUACUUUGAUGCAAAAUUUUUUUCCCAAAGAAUACCUCGACAAACGUGUUCGAUUAUCAGCAUUCGUAAAAUCCAAUAAUGUCACAGGUUGGGCUGGUAUGUGGAUGCGAGCCGAUACAGUGUCAAAUCAAUAUCUUGAUAAUAUGCUAAAUGUUUUAGAUAUUUCCGAAUUCGCGACUAAUCUUGCCUUUGGCAUUUUAUUAUCUGGUGAAGGAGAAGUUUGGCUUGAUGAAUGCAAAUUUGAGAUUGUAGAUCCCAAAAUUGUCAAUCUUACUGACGUAGUUGUAUUCGAUGAAGGCGUUGAAGCUAAUCCUAAUGCACUCCAAUAUCCAAUUAAUCUCUCUUUCUAA
This is a messenger RNA of Funneliformis geosporum, 573 nucleotides long. Lineage: Eukaryota; Fungi; Glomeromycota; Glomeromycetes; Glomerales; Glomeraceae. The record is from the annotation of a GenBank genome assembly.